Molecule: messenger RNA, 219 nt
Organism: Paraglomus occultum
Lineage: Eukaryota; Fungi; Glomeromycota; Glomeromycetes; Paraglomerales; Paraglomeraceae
Source: the annotation of a GenBank genome assembly
CUUUCCGUGCCGAUACUGAAGAUAAGCCAUGUAAACCGCACGUAUAAUCUGGUCAUCCUUCUUGCGGUCGAGAUUGAUCCGUCUUUGGAGGACGCGUUACUGGUGUCAGACCGUUAUGGGCGACUUGGUGCAGAAAUAGAUCUAAAAAUCGAAGUAUUCUCUGAAUCCGACAAUCCAGAACCAAUUCACAAGUUCAAACUAUGGUGGCGAAUAUGCUGA